Geodia barretti is the source of this 825-nucleotide messenger RNA. The record is from the annotation of a GenBank genome assembly. Lineage: Eukaryota; Metazoa; Porifera; Demospongiae; Tetractinellida; Geodiidae.
AUGACACCGGAAGAGAGAUACCUAUUUGACCUGCACGGAUACUUGGUACUGCACGGUGUACUGUCCCCCGAUAUACGUCGGCGACUCAACGAAACGAUAGAUUACCUUGAAACGCUUGAUGAUAGUCAGACAGCAGCCUUGGGCGCUGAACGGAAAUAUCGCACCUCGGACAAUGUUUAUGCCCAAACGGGUGCCCCGUCAGAAGCCGGGUUGGGUGAUUAUGAUUGUGAGGUACUCCGCUAUGGUGGUCCCUUCGAGGAACUUAUUGACCUGCCCCAGACACUUCUCUAUAUUGAGGAGAUGAUCAGUGAGCCAAGCCGGCUUGAUGCAGCCAGCUUUAUGUCACGGAACAGCGGAGGGGCGUUUCGGUUCCAUCACGGUUAUGCGGAGUUACUGCCUUAUAGCGAGUAUGCCUUCCGGGAUGGAGCGUUCAAGUGCGUGAGCGUGAAAAUUGGGUAUGCGCUGACGGACGUUGAUGUCGAAGACGGUUGUUUUGCUGUUAUCCCCGGAAGCCACAAGAGCAACUUCACCAAUCCGCUCGUGGGACAGAUUCCGGAUCCGACCCAUCCACUUGUGCAGCCUCUACCGUGUAAGGCAGGUGAUGCUAUCAUCUUCUCCGAAGACCUAUCCCACGGGGCUGUGGAGAACCACGGCUCAAAGGUACGGCGGACACUGUUUUAUUCCUAUGCACCGGCGUUUCACUGCACUUGGCAAGGCUUGGCAAUGACAGCCGAAGGUUUUGAGCAGCGUGCAACUCCGCGUCGACUCGAACUUAUCCAAGGACCUCCCCCGUUUGCUCAUACAGUCGAAGCUGAUGUUCGCUAA